Molecule: messenger RNA, 2388 nt
Organism: Astyanax mexicanus (Mexican tetra)
Lineage: Eukaryota; Metazoa; Chordata; Actinopteri; Characiformes; Acestrorhamphidae
Gene: mnx2b
Product: motor neuron and pancreas homeobox 2b
Exons: 3
Coding region: 231-1175 (314 amino acids)
Biological process (GO): spinal cord motor neuron cell fate specification; regulation of DNA-templated transcription; neuron projection morphogenesis
Cellular component (GO): nucleus
Molecular function (GO): sequence-specific double-stranded DNA binding; DNA-binding transcription factor activity, RNA polymerase II-specific
Source: RefSeq, a predicted model, not a curated record
GGGUGAAGGAGCUGCUGGGGAUCUACUGUCCUAGUCUGGGAAUGGUCCAGUCUGGUCAUGGCUGUUCAGGUAGACCCUGGGUGGUGAAGCAGCACCACGAGUAGGGUACUGAACCCACCGGACCACCAGAACCCUCCACCCAGACCAGUCCAGAAGACAACUUGUGCCAUCCUGGUACCAUCUAGGUGGCAUCAAGGCAUCCAAUCAACCUGCCCUCCAGAACCUCAACCAUGGAGUCCAAGUCCAAGAGCUUCAGGAUCGAUGCCCUGCUGGCUGACGAGGCUCACCGGGUCCACAGGGGUCACAGAGGUCACCGGGCACCGUCACCAUGCCAGAGCGCCGACAGUCCUGCGGGCAGCCCGGUGUCUUGCCCGUCGCCUCGCUCCCUCCACCUCCAGCCCGGGGUUCUCCCAAAGCCAGGUCUCCUGGGCCUGACCCACCCGGCCCUCUCGCCCCUGCCCCAGGCCUCCAUCCCGGCCAUGUACCCUCCACCCAUCUACCCCAUCUCCAUAUUAGGGACCCAGCACUCGCCCCUGGGGUACACCACCUUCGCCCACCCGGAGCAGCUGAAGGCGGCGGCGGCGCUGGAGGGCUGGAUCAGGGCCGGGGUCAUGCUGCCCCGCCUACCCGACUACUCCGGUGCUCCUCAGUCGGGGCUGAUGGGUAAAUGCCGGAGACCUCGCACUGCCUUCACCAGUCAGCAGCUGCUGGAGCUGGAGAACCAGUUUAAACUCAACAAGUACCUGUCCCGCCCCAAACGCUUCGAAGUGGCCACCUCGCUGAUGCUGACCGAGACUCAGGUGAAGAUCUGGUUCCAGAACCGCAGGAUGAAGUGGAAACGCAGUCGAAAGGCCAAGGAGCAAGCAGCCCAGGCGGAGGCGGAGCGACAUCGCGGUGGAGGCAAAACAGCCAAUGAGAACUCAGCCAGCGAAGACCAGAGGAAGAGGGUGGAGCCACUGGAAGAGGAGGCAAAUGAGGAGGAGGAGGAUGUAGAUGAGGAAGAAGAAGAGGAUGAGGAGCAUGAGGAUGAGAUGGACCGUCAUGAGUUCUUGAGCAGCCCUGACUUUCAUCAGCAUGGUGACUCGGAGGUUGGGUACCACCGCCACAGCCCGUACUCCGAUGAUGACAUGGAGGAGAUGGAGGGCGGGAACAGGAAGAUUGGGGCGGGGUUAUGAAAGGACAGGACUAUUCGGCAAUUCUGCCAAUUUAGGGGACAAAGAUGACAAUGUUUCUACAUAUUCCCAUCAGUCCUACCAAGGAACUGGUCAACGUCUAUGGUGGACCCAAUGAGACAAGAAUGAGAGCUUCUGGACAUGCAAACAAACACUAGGGGGCGUCAUUUGGGUCAUUUCUAGCCUGCCACUCCAGGCUAAAAUCUGCCUUUGCAUACUGUACAUAAUGGUGAAUGUAAUGGCGUACAACUGUGUGGUGUCCAAAGAGCCUGUUCUACUGUGAUCUGCAGUUGGACGUCACUCGGUUUUUAUGCAAAUAUGUCAUGCAUUUGGGAAUCCUCCCCACAGCAACAUACAAAUCCUGACUGAUGUUUUUCAGCUUCCUAAAAGCAACAUAUCCAUAUCUGUCCAAAAUACCUUGUUUUAGAUCAAGGGUUUGGGAGGUUCUAGAGCACUAGACUUCUCAAUUUUAGGAUUGUCAUGCUCAAGCAUUUCUGGUUCAGCUCAACUGCUAAUUACCAGACUUGGUUGGUUGGUUAGCCAACGUUCAGACUUUGAGGCCAAAUAAGAUAAAAUAAAAUUAGACAUAUCUAGAUUGUACCUAGGUUCAUUUUCCGAGUCUUGACAGCCAGACACCAAACCAAAAGACUCCAAUACCACUUAAAAUUGAUUCCAAACCACAUUUGGUGAUAACUUAAAGGUGAACUCUAGUGUAAAAUUGACAUUUAGGGUAGAAUAGCACACCUCCACUUUCUUGCAGCUUUCUGAGAUCCAGUAACUUUGUGUGCUUUUUGCCCAGCACUCUUUACAGUUUUUACAAUUAAUGCCUCUGUUUUUACACCAGUAUCCAGGCUCAAAGUAGCUCCACACUUCAUAGGUAGAAUCCAGAGAGCCCUGACAUUUAAAACGAGGCAUUAAAAACGUUAAAUGUGCACAAGAAGCUUAUAAAACCACUCCACCAACUCCAAUCUUGCGCCCGACAAUGUAGGUAACGGGUUACGGGUUGUAAACAGUGGUUUUUAUAAAGCUUCUUGUGCACUUUUAAAGUUGGUAAUGCCUCAUUUUAAAUGUCAGGGCUCUUCGGAUUCUACCAAUGAGGUGUGGAGCUGGAUAACGAUGUUAAAAAGCGAUUUAUCAGGGGCAAAAUAUGCCCCAAAGAAGACUUUGUAAAGAGUGCUGGGCAAAAAGCACAAAUUCCUGGAUCUUAAAAAAGCUG